Molecule: messenger RNA, 6575 nt
Organism: Pectinophora gossypiella (pink bollworm)
Lineage: Eukaryota; Metazoa; Arthropoda; Insecta; Lepidoptera; Gelechiidae
Exons: 12
Coding region: 172-3762 (1196 amino acids)
Biological process (GO): multicellular organism development; cell surface receptor protein tyrosine kinase signaling pathway; protein phosphorylation
Cellular component (GO): signaling receptor complex
Molecular function (GO): transmembrane receptor protein tyrosine kinase activity; ATP binding
Source: RefSeq, a predicted model, not a curated record
CUAUAAAGAUGGUUAAAACUAGAAUAGAUUUGUUGUGAAACCAUCGAAAUCUGACAUCGAAUAGGUACAUACAAUCCACAUGUACACUUCUACGAACAUCGAAGUAAUAGGUAAAAUAAACAAAAUUUAUAUGAUAUUUUGCUUCCCGUUUCCUGUAGCGUUAGGACAGCAAUGAAAAAGUGGAAUUUGUUCACACUCUCGAUAUCGCUAUUAGCAGUAUGUAUCACUUUGGGUACUACUAACGCAGAUAAUGUAGAUGUCGGGGCUGGAAAUGGAGCUUUAAAUAAAGAUAUGAAAUCAAGAGUUGAAGUGGGUGGAGCGACGAACAAUACAAGAUCUGAUAAGAACACUACAAAACUGGAUGACGAUAAAGCUAUAACUAGUGAUAUUAACAUCAAAACCAUUGGCCAUUGCACUAAAUUUAAAAAUCGAUACAAAUCAAAUUCUCGAACUCUUUACAUACAUAAAAAGGCCCGUAAUGUAGUGAUAUGGAGUUCACCAAGAGAACCAAGUGUAGCUACAGCGGCGUUACUGGCAACAGCUAUAAGAUAUAUUGGCUAUACCAAUGUUACUACUCGAAUUGACAAUCGUACCACUUGUGAAUUCGUUAGUUCUCUACCCAGGUUGCUAAAUCUUGAAGGAACUGCAUACGAGGAAAUCAUGAUACAUGUUGAUGCGAAUUUGACAUCCUUAGAAGACUGUCCGAAAUUGGACGAAAUCUGCGCACAGAUGGAUACAUCCUGCAAUAUCGCCGGGCAUCGACUAGAGGUGAUGGGCACAGCCUUAGGAUUGGAUGUACGUUUACACGCCAGCCUCUCAAUAUACGCUGCCAACGACUCCAACUGCAAGGACUAUGACACGUGGUACUUCUACAAUGACAACAACAAGCUACAACGUUGUGGUUUUAUCCAAAACGUAACAAACAGUAAUGGCACAAGUCAAACGUGCGUUCCAGUGUUGAAGUCGGAAACUAUGAGUGCAACAAUGUUUCCAAUGCCUGAAAUAUUCUGCUCCGUUACACUUAAAAACCGCAGAGAAUUAAUCACUUGGCUCAGAAACAAUACAAGCUCGUACCUUUUCUAUGACUACGACCUUUGGGAAGAUGCACAGAAAGACUAUCUAAGGAAAGUUAUGAUUCAAUCUCAAGAUACUAUCUCUACUGCCUCCAAAGUUACGGCCCUCUUGGCUGAUAUAGACAUUUUCCGGCAAUAUGCUCCUAGAAUUCGAGGCCUAUUCACCAGGUUUAAACCCAAACCGGAAGACCUACGACAAGUUCUCGACAUCUCAAAUACGCACGACAUCGAAGAAUCCGCCUGCGCGUGGGCAAACAGUAACAUCGAAAAAAUUGACCUAUGGACCAACACAUCUGAUACCUAUUUUUGGAUACAAGUCCAAAUCUGUAAUGACGAGUUAUAUUACCAGUACAUGGAAGUACUAAAAGUAAUACAUAACUACGUUAAUAAGGCCAUAGAUAAUUCUAAGCUAAAAAUAGAGUGUCACAAAAUUAACUGUAGUGAUAUCAACGUUGUAAGCCGACAAUUAACAAUAUUAACUCGUAGUCGACGAUGGCAAUGGUUAAUGGGGAUAGCAACAGCGGGGGCUGGAACAGCGGCUGCAGUUGAAGCUGCCGCCUCCAUCACGGGACCGCAAUUGAUGGUCUACGACAUGCCUCCAACACGUGCACAUCUCCAUGACUCAGCGAGCACAUCUAACGGUCGCUUGCAACCCUUAACACGCGCUCUCCGAAAAUUCUUCAAAGAACAUAAUUGGAAACGCAUUGCUCUAAUUUCAGAAAAUUCGAUACUCGCUGAAGAUUUGACUGCGAAUUUAGUGGCCGAUGGAAAAAUAAUUCACAAAGAAGUUUUUAUUGAUUCGACAAAGAUUACAGAUACCCUUAGAAGUUUAAGCAACUUUCAAGCAAGAAUAUUUUUUGUAAACGCCGGAUUUCAUAUUGCAAACGAAGUUAUUUGCGAAGCUUCAAGGUUGGGCAUGGCAUCGCCAUAUUUCGUAUGGAUAGUUCGCGAGUGGCAUCCAACUGCAAAAUCUAUAUGUUCAGAAGACGUUAAAGUGCACACUGUGUCGUACUCGUGGCGUGGUUGGCCACCAUUCUAUCCAGACAAUUCUGGCGCAAAUAAGAGUCUACAGGAAGACCUAAAAUCGAUAUUUAAAUAUGGACCCAUCCUUCCGUUCGCAGCAUCAUUAGCUGAUGCACUUUUAAUGAUGGCUCACGGAUUGAAUGCUGUGCUUCGAAGACAUCCUGAACUACGCUAUGAUAUACAUGCCAGUAACACGACUAGCAAAAUCGCGAGGAUGUUGGAAAGCGACAUAUCAGUGGCGGGUGCAUCGCAAAUACUGCGGCAAAAACAGCACGCUUUGGCCAAUCCAUAUGUAUACGUAUCUACUUGGCAAGGCAACAAUAGCGACCUACUUGCAGUAUGGCAAAUAGACGAAGACGAUAAUGUUAAAGAAAUACGAAAUAUACAAAAGAUCGAUCAUCCACCAGACGACGGUUCACGCCGGUGUUUAACUACUCAAUCUGGGGAUCCCUUCACACCAAAUUGCCACGACGGGAUUUUGCUUUGCGCGGCAGUAGUGGUACUAUUGACUCCCGUAGCGUUGUGGUUAGCAAGAAGAGCACGCCUCAGACGUCUAAUGAACCGUGACCACGAGAUCCUAAUUCGUUUCCUGGCGAGGUGUCAGAAAACUGCGUCGCUACUGUCUACUUAUUUGGUAGACCGUUCAGCGUUGGAGCUACAUGAAGAGUUGGGUACGGGCCACUUUGGACGAGUCCGUUUUGGACUUUUGCGUCUGCCAAACCGCGCCCCAGCCUCUGUUGCUGUUAAGGCUCUACUCAAAGACGCAUCAGCAGCGGAAGAAGCAGAAUUUCUGCGUGAAGCCAGUGCACUGGCGUCGUUAAAACAUAAACAUGUCAUCAAGCUGGUGGGCGUUUGCGCUACGGAUGGCCCACCACUGCUUUUAAUGGAACACGCCUUUUUUGGGGAUCUACUCCAUUACCUACGCGCGAGAUAUCACCUUGCUGAAAUACAUGAGAGAGAUCCGUACAUGCACGAUAAAGAUAGUGUUGACGAGGAGUCUCUGCAAGUGUCUCCAAAGGAGCUGACCCGCCUAGCUCGAGAGGCUGCAGAAGCCCUGGCGUACCUGGUGAACCGCAAGCUGGUACAUCGCGACGUACGGGCAGCCAACUGUCUAAUCGACGCACGCCGCUCCCUCAAACUUGCUGAUUUUGGUUUAGCACGAUCGGUGGGUAAGAAAACCAAUGUUGAGCCGUCAGAAAAAGAAAUGGAAUCUGACUACAAAUACAUUUGCCAGCGACGUGGGGUGUUUCCCGUGCCGUGGAUGGCGCCGGAGUGCUUAGAACAUGGGGAAUUCUCAUACGCUUCUGAUGUCUGGGCAUUAGGUGUGAUGAUACUAGAAGUGACUACGCUGGGGGCGCGGCCAUUCGGCACGUGGCGACCGCCGAGGGUGCUUGCGUACGUGCGCUCUGGAGGCCGACCGCUGCUGCCUCGAGACGCUUCCUAUCAUACGUGCGAAGUAACAGCAAUGUGUUGGCACCCGAUACCGAGCGAGCGAGCGACAGCGCGGCAAGUGGUGGAAUAUCUGCGCGAACACCCAAUGGCCCUACGCGCGGCUCUGCGCCCCGCUUGGCCCGAGCAGUCGCCUUCGCCCGACGCUACCGACAGCGGCUUCGGAGAGAGAGACGAGCAAGAUUUUGCCAAGGAGCUCAGGGUCUGCACGUUAUAAUGCUCUCUACAUAAAAAGAGUAAAAAGAUCAUAAAACAGCAGGACUUGCGUUUUUGUAAUGUAGGUUUACCUAUACAGGACCCAGCGACGUCAUAACUACUUGUCGUAGGAGUCGUGAAGUAAACGGGUAUUAAUUACAAAUUACAAUGGCACAUUUUGUAUUAGCUAUUUUGUGUCUGACAAAACUCGGGGUUGAUUUUUGCCUACCCUAUCUUGCAUUAGCCUUAAUAUUAUAAUCCUUUCCCUGAAAUAUCCUAACUGCACAUAAAAUUACGAACACGAAAACUUUUGUCGUUUUCAAGGACUUGAAAAGGUUAAGGUACCGGUACCUACGGUACUGGUGUAUAGUACGUAGUAUUAGUCCUUAUUCUAAUAGGAAAUCGUAAUUUCAUACCGGUAUGAUAACGAAAGCGUAACACCGCUUGAUACUUUAAACUUUUCAAGCCAUGGUUUCAAAUUUCAUCGUUUUCUUCAUUCUAGCAUGGACAAACAAGUUAUGAAAUAAAGCAAUUUUAUUAAAGAAAAAGACUCACAUAAUACGGGAGCGGUCCUGAAUAGUCCGUGAUAGCAAUCCAGGGCACAAUUUUCCACUUUUUCACAAUAUUUUCACGAAAACUUCACAGCUGUCAAUAUCUUCGCGGCCAUUCGCGGAAGACUGGACUACUGGACGAACUGACCGUCUGACCGACGCCCACCGCCACCUAGCGACGGAAAUUAGUAGCUUGCGGGUCGCAAUCAAUGGCGCUACCGGAAGCUCUAAAUUUAAAUGCCACCAAUGACCAAGUAUUAGAAUUCUUAUACUCGAUCCUUGAAAUGCCAUGAUAUAUUUUAUAAUAAUUAAAAAGUGGAUUUGGGGAUUUAAACUUUUAAUUUAUCAAUAUUGAAAUGUCGAUGGUAUUAUAAUAUGUACCUACGAGUAAGGCUCUCUGCGUCCACGUAAACCGCACGUCAUGCACGAGGUUCUCUAUUUAUAUGCAUAAAUUUUUAUGUAAUAAUUUACCAUGGCAUAAUGUUACUUGUCCUAUUAUUAGUUACGCAUAGUAUCAAUUUGUCAUAACUUUUUAAGCAUAAUUUUGAAACGCAUAACUACUAUAAGCCUAAUAAUUAAUGACAAUAAUGAUAUAUAAGCAUAAUUAUUAUAAGCAUAAAAACUAUACUCCGAAUAAGAAAAGUUUUGGCACAACUUUGAACAUUUCCGAAACUUACUUUUUCCUUGGCUGCAUUUGGUUCAUGAUUGUGACUUUUUAUAUUUUUUGACUUUAUUUCAUGCUGUUGAUCAUCAUUCAGUAUACUUUUCGUGUGUAAGAUAAACAUGCUGGCGGCGUAGGGGUGGCCCGAGGGCCACCCCCGCCGCACCCUAACCUACUGUUAUGCCUUGUAAAAAUUAUGACAAAACACUAUUAUUCUAAAAAAGAAUUAUGGAUACUUAUUUAUAUGCGGAUCAAAUUUAUACCAACAAAUAUUAGUCCAAAAAUAAGUUAUACCUAACAAACCAGUAUUCUUAGAUGUAAUUAUGGGAAAGUACUAUUAUGCUUAAAAACGUUAUGCGUAAAGGAUUAUGAUAAUUAAAAUUAUGACAAAACUAUUUAUGCAUUUUAAGAGAAUCCCCAUGCACGAUUGCUAAACGAGUUUUUGCAAGAAGCAAUGCUUCACUGCCGGCUGCAUGUCACAAAUAUAAGCAAGAAUUCUUAUCUAAUUCUUUAUUCUGUAUUAUCAAUACAUACAUACAUAAACUCACACCCCUAAUUCCUAGUAAUCAGAGACAAGUUGCAGCGAAGUCCAACCAAUGUAUAAUUAUAUUGUUACUAUAGGUCCCAAGACAUAAUCAUAAACUUUGUGGUAACAAAGGAUCAGCCUAUCGUCCAUAACAAUUGUAAUUUGAAGUAGUCAAUGGUGCUAAUUCCUAUAGACACCAUUUAAACUUAUUUUAAGUUAUCCCUGACAUUUUCUAAUUUGCCGAAAGGGAAAAGGACGGGUAAUUGACAGCUGUCAGCUCUUAAUUUUAAAAUUAAUGAAUGAAUAACCCGAGAGAAUCAAAUAGGGUCUCGCUGGUAUAUACACACAUACUUGACGUGUGCUGUCAACUUCAUUCUCUCGGGUUAUUUACCAAUGUAAAAUUUUUAGAGCUAUGUUUUAUAUUUCUGCCUGAAAUGUACGUGUGUCAAACGGGUGUCCCAUAAAUGUUAUGCUUGUCGAUUACUCGUCCAUUCGCUUUCUUCUAUUCUGUCAAAGAGGUGUUUUAAAUGUAAUUAUUUCACAUCGCGUUAAUAAUAAGUUACUUUUUAUUGGUACAAAGAAGAAGCGGAGUAUUACUAUAUUAAGUAUUGAUUCUUUUUACAGUAUAUAAUUAUGUUAAUUGUGCAUUAUUUUAUAAGUGACACUAUUAUUCAAUAAAACAAUUUUAAUUUAAAUAAUAACUUGUUAUAUUUCCAUAAUUCUAUAAUAAUAAUGAGUAGUUACAAUAAUUUGAAUAUAUUAUCAAUAUAUAGCUUAAGAAAAUAUGCCUUGUUAACUUGCCACCCUUUAACAAUAUUAUAAACACAACAGCCCCGAUUCUUACAGAUACCUCCUAAUUUUAUUCAAGUUACACCUGUCAUUUUCUUAUCCGCCGAAAAGGAAAGUGACGGAUGACAACUGUUAAUUUUAAAAUAACGAAAGUUUGACGGGUGCUGUUAACAUAAUUCUUUCAGGUUAUUGGCUAAUAUACAAUUUUGGGAGGGUUCUUAAAUUUCUGCAUAAUAUUGAUGUAUUCCAUAAAUUUUAUUCCCGUCGAUUACCCGUCUCUUUCCUUUUCAGGGCAUAAGAAAAUGACA